AUGGCUUACAAGGCCAGAGGAGGCUUCUGCGGCACAACGCUGCCAACAUAUCUAGGCUUUGCCAUCCUUGGCUUCUUCAAUGCGGUUGUGCCGUUUGUUGUCCACUCGGCAAACUACCUCAUCAUCCCAUACCCGCGCUGGAUCGUCCUCCUCAUCGAGACCAUCCCAGCCCUCAUCACCAAACUGGUGAUCCCUCACGUCCUCCACCAUGUGCCCUACUGGAUGCGCCCUCUCACCGUCGGCGGCGGCUGGAUCAUCGUCGCCAUCGUGACCAAGAGCACACCGCCAAACAUCGCCCCUCCGAUCCGCAUCUUCACCUCAGCCCUCGCGUCCGUGUCGGCCGCCGCCAUGGAGGUUUCGUUCCUCGGCAUGAUGCGCUACUAUAGCCGCGCAGGCCUCGCAGGAUGGGGAGCCGGUGUUGGAGCUGGCGCUGUGUUUUGCGCCGUUCUUCCGUUUGUUCUUACCGUCUGGAUGGAGUCGUUCCUACGCGAUUUUAUCGAUUGCAUCUAUGCGCUCACGGGUGCAAUGCUUGUCGCCUUCUUUGUCGUCUUGCCUGGAGCACCCGUGAAUUAUCCCGAGGCGCGACAGGAUCGCGGCAAGGUGCAUGUUGAAGAUGGACCGACUCUGGCGAUGCAGGAUCCAGUUGAGGAGCUUUCACGUGCUCUGAGCACAACAAACCGAGUCAACCUCACAAAGGCCAUGGUUCGACCUUUCAUGGUUCCUCUAUUCGCGGCGUUUGCAUUACAAACACUUGCGUACCCUGGCAUUUCUCGGGCACUGCCGCUUCCUUCGUCGACUGGGUCCUUCUUCUCGUAUUUCACGAGCUACGGCCUCGCGUUCCAAAUCGGUAGUUUCAUUGCCCGGACUCAUACCCCGCUGCUACGGCCCGAGAGCACCAGGGUUGCCUUGACAGCUCUGAACGUCGUUUCUGCAGUAUUCCUCACCAAUGCGGUACUGCUCGUCUUUUCGGCACCUGUACCCGUGGCACUGCUGGCCUUUGGUGCUGGCCUCGGGGGAGGAGCCGUCUACAUGAUUGCCAUGGGCAAAGUAUUGGAGGAGAAGUCGCUCGAACCUGGAAUCAACCAGGAGUUCAGUCUCCAGGUCGUGGGAGCUGGUGAGACGGCUGGCGUUAUUGUUGGUGGACUGCUGGGCAACUCCAUGCUUGACAUCUUGAACCACGACUUUCAUCAAUCCACUUGCCAGCUUAGACAUGUCAAAUGCGACGAGCAAGGCCCUCCUUGCACAAACUGCGCAGCCCGUGGUCUCGAGGGCUGCUCAUACCUCCCAGAUCCCCCCUCUCAGCUACCCGCAACAGAGACCCGUCGACGUCUUGAGCUGGAGCUGAUGCACCGCUGGUCCACGCGCACAUUCAUGAGUCUCGUCUGCAUUCCCGAGGAUAUCAAGUGGCUGCAGGGCGACAUGCCAAUCUGGGCACUCAAGAACGAGUACCUCCUACACGGCAUGUUUGCCUUUGUAGCGCUCGAAAUAGGCCUUUGCGGCGACGCCGUCAUGGAUGAGGAUCCUGUUGUCUACGUCAAGUUGGCGUUGGAGUACUACGACAAGGCGAGCAGGGCUUUCCGUGCGCAGCUCGAGAAUGUGACGCCAGAGAAUGCGCAAAAGAUGUUCAUGUUCUCCUUUCUCGCCGUGGGGGUCAACAUGGCACUCGCCCAGUGUGAAGGCAUGAUUGCGUUUGAACAAAACAUCCUGGAGCGCAUGGUUGCGUUAUGGGAACUACUGAUGGGUAACGCUUCUAUCGCUGAUAGGUACUAUGACGUCCUCAUCUCGGGUGCCCUGUCACAGUCUACAGAGGCGAUCCUGAUUCGGACGUCACAGCAGACUCAGACGCCGGCGUCCUUGCCGAGUGAGACCGAAGCUGCACUCGAACGGCUAUCGGCCAUCAUCGAAAAGGCCAUUCAACCGCGAGGGGGUGAGAGCAGUGACCCGGAAGCUCAUACAGAGGACGCCGUCCGCACCCGCAUAUACCGGUCCAGCUUCACAGCCAUCAAGAAAUGCUUCGAGGUGGACUCCAAGGACCUGUACAAGGGGGCGGCCAUCGGGUUCCCUGCCAUGGCAGGCCGCGAGUUUGGCCCGGCCCUCAAGAAGUCGGACCCCGUGGCCAUGUUCCUCAUGAUGCACUGGGGGGUGCAACUACACGCCCUGGGAAAGCUGGCGUGGUGGGUGGGCUCCUUCGGCCAGAAGAUGGUGCGCGAGUUGUCGGGGAUGCUAUGGGAGUCUGGCCUAGGGGCCGACGCACCCGGGUGGAGGGAGAACAUCACCUGGGCCAGGAUCGAGGUUGAGCUGAUACCGCUGGGGGGUGUGACGCCUGAGGAGGAGGUUCGGGAGUAG
Fusarium falciforme is the source of this 2346-nucleotide messenger RNA. RefSeq lists its product as hypothetical. Gene Ontology annotation, molecular function: zinc ion binding; DNA-binding transcription activator activity, RNA polymerase II-specific. The coding region runs from base 1 to 2346 and encodes 781 amino acids. The transcript is spliced from 5 exons. Gene Ontology annotation, cellular component: membrane. NCBI's taxonomy places the organism in Eukaryota, Fungi, Ascomycota, Sordariomycetes, Hypocreales, Nectriaceae. The record is from RefSeq and is a predicted model, not a curated record. Gene Ontology annotation, biological process: regulation of transcription by RNA polymerase II.